AUGAAAUUAGGAGAAUUAAGUGAAGGGAAUAUGACCAUGACCAUGCAUCCAACAUCUGUUUUACAGCUUCCAGAUGGCAGAAAUGUGAUGAUUUGCCCUGAUGGAUCUGGUAAAUAUCUUAUUAAAGAAGUAGCAGUGGAUGAGCCUUCUACAAGAAAAGAAGAACAAGAAGUUACUACUAUUGAUGCAAUACCUCAACAAAAUAUACCACAACAAUAUCGACCUCAAUAUCAACCUCAACAAUAUCAACCUCAACAAUAUCAACCUCAACAAUAUCAACCUCAACAAUAUCAACCUCAACAAUAUCAACCUCAACAAUAUCAACCUCAACAAUAUCAACAACAACAUCAACCUCAACAAAACUCAAUUCCAAAGGAUUAUUUACAAAGAAUUCCACCAUUUUCCCCAUAUCCUCAAGUAUCGGACCUGUACGAUGCUCAAUGCUUAUAUAAUAGAGCUAAUAAAGAUUUAUAUGAUCUUAAUUUCCAAUUAGAACAGUUAGGAAGCUUUGGAAUUACAUCUGGAUCCUUUAAUGAAUUCCAAUAUAGAACAUUUAAACAAAGAAUUCAAUAUAUAAAAUCUGUAAUAAAUUAUUUAGAAGAUACUUUUGGAUAUCAAGUACGUACAAUGCCAAGAAUCAGAAGAAAUGGACCAAUAGGAACAACAACAAUAGUUAUAAACAAUGUUGAAGUUCCAUUCUUUCGUCCUAUCCCAGUUCCAAUUCCAAUAGGAUCAUUUAUUCCAUAUACCCCACUUUUCCCAUAUUUUGGUCCAGAUUUCUAUGAUGUGAAUUUAUAUUUUGGAAAUAGUUAUUUUCAACCAUUUUUAUUUAAUCCUGGUUCAGCAUUUUAUUUAUUCGGCUCAAACUACUUUAAUAUUGAUAUUAGUUUAUUCUCUAGCCCUCUAAGUUUUUCUUAUGAUCCAUUUUUUACAUCAACAUUUUUUGAUGUUGGAUUUCAAUACCCAAUACAAGGAUUUUAUUCACCUUAUAUUGGCAUUGGUGAUUUCUCUGGACCAUUUAGCAACAUUGUUUCUGUAGAUACUCCAUUUAUGGAUUAUAAUUCAAUACAAACACCACUUGGUGGUGUUACAUCAAUAGAUACUCCUUUGGCAGAUAUUACAUCAAUGGAUACUCCUUUUGCAGAUAUUACAUCAAUAGAUACUCCUUUUGCAGAUAUUACAUCAAUAGAUACUCCUUUUGCAGAUAUUACAUCAAUAGAUACUCCUUUUGCAGAUAUUACAUCAAUAGAUACUACUUUGUAA
Molecule: messenger RNA, 1263 nt
Organism: Cryptosporidium muris RN66
Lineage: Eukaryota; Apicomplexa; Conoidasida; Eucoccidiorida; Cryptosporidiidae
Exons: 1
Coding region: 1-1263 (420 amino acids)
Source: RefSeq, a predicted model, not a curated record